Hippoglossus stenolepis (Pacific halibut) is the source of this 7632-nucleotide messenger RNA. RefSeq names its product TUB like protein 4b (gene tulp4b). The transcript has 16 exons. The record is from RefSeq and is a predicted model, not a curated record. Gene Ontology annotation, molecular function: protein binding. Lineage: Eukaryota; Metazoa; Chordata; Actinopteri; Pleuronectiformes; Pleuronectidae. The coding region runs from base 379 to 5853 and encodes 1824 amino acids.
GCAACCCGUUUUAAAGCCACAACCCCAAAGUGCGCCAGCGGAGGAGAGGCAGCGCCUGGCGACACGACCGCACCGUGCAGCCGCUGCCCGCAUCUGGAACAAGACGUCUUUACGGCGCUGUCAGGAUUUUUGCACAGCUCUCCCACAGAAGACCAGGGAUGGGCCGCCUGGCGUUGGAAGAAGCCUCACAUCUUUUCAUCUCAAACUCUGAAGAGCAGAGCUGCUUGAUUUAAGUGAACAUUUAGAUCUGGACGACAUCUGCCUGUAUGAUGCAUUUCAGAUUAUUGUGUAAGUAGCGAGAGCAAAGCAGCCAUUACCCUUCAGUGCAGAAAUUGAAUGGAAAUAUGGACACCUUCAAUGGAGGGAUUUUGACUCAACAUGUCCAGGAACCAUGAGCCUGGUCACUCAGUAGGGAUGUUGGCUGCCGUGGAACAUGGUCCCAUCCUCUGCAGCGACUCCAACAUCCUCUGCCUCUCGUGGAAAGGCCGGGUGCCCAAGAGCGAGAAGGACAAGCCGGUGUGCCGGAGACGGUACUAUGAGGAGGGCUGGCUCGCCACGGGGAACGGGAGAGGAGUCGUUGGGGUGACGUUUACAUCGAGUCACUGCAGGAGGGACAGGAGUACCCCUCAGAGAAUCAAUUUUAACCUGCGAGGACACAACAGCGAGGUUGUCUUGGUGCGUUGGAAUGAGCCCUUUCAGAAGCUGGCCACCUGCGACAUGGAGGGAGGGAUUUUUGUGUGGAUCCAGUAUGAAGGAAGAUGGUCUGUGGAGUUAGUGAACGACAGAGGAGCCCAGGUGAGUGACUUCACCUGGUCACAUGAUGGCACUCAAGCCCUCAUCGCGUACAGGGACGGCUUUGUGUUGGUCGGCUCAGUCAGUGGACAGAGACACUGGUCCUCGGAGAUUAACCUGGAGAGUCAGAUCACCUGUGGCAUCUGGACCCCUGACGAUCAGCAGGUGUUGUUUGGUACAGCAGAUGGUCAGGUGAUAGUCAUGGACUGCCACGGCCGGAUGCUUGCCCAUGUUCUGUUGCACGAGUCUGACGGGAUCGUGAGCAUGUCCUGGAACUGCCCCAAUUUCCUGGUGGAGGACAGCACAGAGAGCGACACCGACUCGGACGACAAUAUUCUGCCUUUAGUGCGGCGAGUCAAGCCACUGUUAACAGUCACCUUCUUAUCGGGAGAUAUCAGUCUGAUGAACAACUACGAUGACCUCUCUCCUGCUGUAAUUCGCUCAGGGCUGAAAGAUGUUGAGGCCCAGUGGUGCUCCCAGGGAGAUCUGCUGGCUGUGGCCGGCAUGGAGAGACACGGGCUUCCUCCCGCCUCUGGGUGCGCAUCCAUCAUGAGGAACGCCCUCGUAAAGUUUUAUAACGUCCAAGGAGAACACAUCUACACUUUGGAGACCCCAGCACAGAGGCCCAUCACCACCAUCUGUUGGGGUCACAGAGACUCCCGUCUCUUCCUUGCCUGCGGCCCCGCUCUGUACGUGGUGCGUGUGGAGCACAGGGUCGCCAGCCUCCAGCUCUUAUGCCAGCAGGGCAUCGCCAGCGCCCUGCGAGAGGAGAAGGAUGUGGGGAAACUCAACAUGCCGUCGUUGCUCUGCUCUUAUGUCACCACUGCUUUCAUACCAACCAUCAAGCCCCCGAUUCCUGACCCCAACAACAUCCGGGACUUUGUCAGCUAUCCCACAGCUGGCAACGAGAGGCUCCACUGCACCAUGAAGCGGGCGGAGGACAGCCCGGAGGCAAGUGGACCCUGCUACACUCUCUACCUGGAAUAUUUAGGAGGGCUGGUGCCUAUUCUCAAAGGAAGGAGGAUCAGCAAACUACGGCCCGAGUUCAUCAUCAUGGAUCCAAAAACAGACAGCAAAGCAGAGGAGGUGUGUGUGAACCCCAUGAUCUCAUACGCCGACAGCUGUAACUGCUCUGACUCCAGUGACAUUGAGUUGAGCGACGAGUGGGUCGGGAAGAAGUCACCAAAGUUAUCCAGAGGAAACAGGAUGAACAUAGAAUCGAGAAAAUCGCCCAAACUCUCACGGGCCAAUCACGAAGGCCAGCGGUCGCCACGGUUACCGACAAAGAAGCCUCCAGUCCGAUCUCCCAGUCUGACACGACGGGAGUUUUCUAUGGAUGGAAUCACAGAGCACAACUACCUUGCUCAAGUCACAUCCAACAUUUGGGGGACAAAGUUCAAAAUUGUCGGACUUGCUUCGUUCCUCCCCGCCAACCUUGGUGCAGUCAUCUAUAAGACCAGUUUACUUCAUUUGCAACCGAGGCAGAUGACGAUCUACCUGCCGGAAGUGCGAAAGAUUUCUCACGACUUUAUGAGCCUGCCCGUGUUCAACCCUAAUGUGUUCAGUGAAGAUGAGGACGAUUUACCAGUUAUGGGGCCAUCAGGAGUGGCAGGAGACAAUCCUUCCUGUACGGUCAACAUUCCCAUCGCUCCCAUCCACAGCCCGGCUCAGGCCAUGUCCCCGACUCAGAGCAUCGGCCUGGUUCAGUCUCUCCUGGCCAAUCAGAAUAUUCAGCUCGAUGUCUUGACCAACCCCACAGCCACGGCGGCAGCGGCAGUUGCAGCAGCUGCGGCUUCUGUCCCGGUCACCGAUCACAGCCAGGAUGCAGUUGCAUCACCGUACCCAGUGCCGACCAGAUACUCAAACCCUGGCCAGGUGAUCUUCAACGGGCUGGAGAUGGGUCCUCUUCUUCCUGGUACUCUACCACCCCCUCCUCACCAUCUCCCGCCUCACCCACAGCGGCCUCAUCCGCAGCAGCCUCGCCAACCGCCCAAGCAGUCGCAACAAAUGCAGACGCAGCAGCAGCAGCAGCAGCAGCAGCAGCAGCAGAAAUUGCAUCAUCUUCAACAACAGCAGCAGCAGCAACACCAUCAUCAGUCGCAGUCACAGCAGCAGCAGCAACAGCAGCAGCAGCAACAGUUACAGCAGCAACAUCAACAGCUACAGCAACUGCACCAGCAGCAGCAGGCGCUACAUCAACAGCAGCAACAGCAUCAACAACAACUGCAGGUUCAGCAGCACCAACAAAUGCAGCAAAGUCAACAGCAAGUGAACACCCAACAGCUGCAGCACCAACACCAAAUCCACCAGCAGCAGCAACAGAUGCAGAUGCAGCAUGAGCAGAUGCAGCAGCAGCAGCAGCAGAUGCAGCAGCAGCAGCAGCAAAUCCGGCAACAGAUCCAGGAGAUGAGGCAGCAGCAGCAGCAGCUCCAGCAGCAGCACCAGCAGAUCCAGCAGCAACAUCAGCAGAUGCAGAGGCAGCACCAGCAAAUGCAGCACCAGCUGAAGAUGCAGAUGUCGCUGCCUCCACCUCCGACUGGCUAUCCAACCAUUUCCUUACAGCAGAUUCACAUUCUGCCUCAAAUUGCUCACCCGUCCAUCGAACUGGGGCUAGAGCGGAUCGAGCACAUGCACACUCUGAAGCCAAGUCUGCCAAGGUCUUUACCCCCCUCCUUCAGCGACACAGAUGGGUCCAUCGAGAUUCAGAUGAGGAAGGUGAAUCCUCCUCCUCCAUAUCCAGGCACUGUAGUCUCUGCAAGUGCAGGCGCAGCCGCAGCCGCAGCCACACCUCAAACUCUUGUCACAAACAGCCCGAGCAUCCUGGCAACCGACGCCUGUCUGAAGAAGGAUGACUUCUUGCUUCACCCCAUCACUUUGCAGUACCCGACUCCUCUGGGGUAUGAAAGGAUCACGACCUUUGACAGCAGCGGCAAUGUGGAGGAGGUCUGUCGGCCACGCAGGCGCCUCAUUCGAAACCAAAAUGCAUACACUGUGCAUGGCAUCGGAGGCUCUGCCACACUCAAAGUCACCUCCUCUGAGAAUAAAAAAGUUCAGCUUCCGUACAGCUCAGCAACACUGAGUCGUCUCUCUGUCCCUCGAUACUCGAUACCAAGUGGAGACCCUCCUCCUUACCCUGAUCCGGCCAAUCAAGUAACUGCCACACUUCCUCCUCCCCAGAGAAUCGACAGCAGUCUUAUUCAUGCCACUCUACGUCGUGACCGAAGGGACGUGGGACUGAAAGUGCCGCAGAUGAUGGAAAGCUCAAGAACCCUUCCCACCAAGGCAAAAAUGAACAGUGCAUUAGCUCUCUCCUACCAGCAGAGGGUGCCCACUGCAUUGUACACAUGCACACAGUGCAGCAGUAACAGCAGCAGCACCAGUGUCAGUGUCAGUGGAGGUGGAACUACAAGUAGUGGUAUUGCAGGAGGCACGGUGGUGAGGCAGGAAUUCCCGACGGGGAAAAGUUCACAUCACAGUACGAUUAUCGUGCACUCCAAGAGCACCUCCCCUCUGGCCUCCCACUCAUCGUACAGCCUGCUGGGUUCUGUUGAUAACAGAGGUGACAGAACAGUGUACGUAAACUCCGCCUUUACUGAAGACGAGACUUUAAAUCAACAGUGUCACCUUGAAAAAUCGGUGCGUCAGCUGACUCUUGGAGAUGUCAGUUUGACGGUUAAACGCCCUCCGCCUUACCAGUGGGACACAUCCACGACCGAGGAGUUUUGGCUCACCCCAGAUCAAACCAUGUUAGCUCCUCCACCAGGACCUCAUAAACCACCUCCAAUCAUCAUCAGUCAGGCUCAACACAUAGACAUGACACGCCUUCCCUUUGUGCUCACAACGAAACCGCCAGCAAGUACGACUACGAGCACUCUUACUUUCCCAUCAGGUUACCAGAUAUCCCUCUCACCUUUUCCACCAGGUGUGGGUCACGGCGGGCCGCCACUUCAGACCUUACAGAACCCUCAACCACAAUGCUCUCCAAACGAAGUGGUUGCUCAACUCCCUUUUGCUCAGCAGGAUCCCACUUUGGUCUUACCACCUGGUUACCCUUCGAGUCUCGCUAACCUGGCUUGCUGCCCCCUCCCUCCGAUGUAUCCUGGAGCCAGCUCAUGUUCUGGACUCCAGCUGCACCCUGUCAGCCUCCACCCCUGGAACCCCUACCCCUGCCCACCACCCAUGCAAGACCCUCCAGCACCUCCCCUCCCGACCAAAACCCAUCAGAUUUUAGAGAAGCCGAUUCUCUCCCCACCUCCCCCAACUGGACCACCCCCGCCACCUCCUCUCCCGCCUCCCCCUCCACCUACCGAGCUACCACCAUCCAAAAGUGCCACAGAGGAUUUGACAGAGUCUGCGAACAACUUUGCAGAGCCAUCAUCCCUGAAUGAAAGCCCUGUGCCGCAGGAGUCGGAGCGCUUCAACAAGAAGAGCCGUAAAAGACUGGACAGCAGGGCUGAGGAGGCCAACAUGACCACCGUCUCCGAGGGCAAAUCCAGAAAGGAAGGGCGAGCGCUCUCCGACUUCAACACGCUCAUUUCCAGCCCGAGGCUUGGCAGCAGAGAGAAGAAGAAGCCCAAGGGGCCGAGAGAGCAGCUCAAUAAAACCAAGAAGAUGAGCAGGACAACGAAUGAGUUCCAGGAUAGUUCAGAGAGCGAACCAGAGCUGUUCAUUAGCGGCGACGAGCUCAUGAACCAGAACCAGAGUAGUAAGAAGAGCUGGAAGAACAAGCGCAGCAUGCGUAUGGCGAGCGAGCUGGAGGAGAUUAAAUGUCGCAAGGCGAAUGAAAGAGAGGACCGUAGUUUAGGCAGCCAAGGAUUUGUCUACGUCAUGGCCAAUAAACAACCAUUGUGGAACGAAGCCACGCAGGUCUACCAGCUGGACUUCGGAGGACGAGUCACGCAGGAGUCCGCAAAGAAUUUUCAGAUCGAGUUGGAUGGUCGACAGGUGAUGCAGUUCGGGCGGAUCGAUGGCAACGCCUACAUCUUGGAUUUCCAGUAUCCUUUCUCAGCAGUGCAGGCAUUUGCUGUGGCCCUGGCCAACGUGACUCAAAGGCUGAAGUGAAAAGGUUUACUUUGUGUUGUUGCAGAAGAAUCCGAAAGAAGCUGCAGUGUGUGUUCCUGUGCACCUCUCAGUGUGGGGCUGUACCUGCCACAGUGUCAGCGUUGCAGCAGAAGAGAUUAUCAUACGAGUUGCACAUGCAGAUAGUUUACAGGAGUCUAUUAAAGGUAAAGUCCAGGUCAUUAUUGAAGGAAAUUAUAUCAGUGCAUCCAUAAUUUCUAAUUCAUAUAUUGAAUGUAUUCGAACUUAAAAUUGUAUUUACUGGAAUUAGAAAAUACUCACUAUCAUUGGAUAAAAAGUGAUCUAAGUACUUAAAGUUACUUUAAAAUCAGCCUCCAGGGUUUAAGACAUCCUCCCACUUUUUAAAUACUUAAUUAAUCUUGAUGUAUGACAAAUCAUUAAUCAUUUAAUGUACAUUUGUGGAGUAAAUACAUAAAAGAGUAGAUUUUUUAAGGUGCAAAUUUGCAAAUAAAAUUUUACAAAGCCAUAUCCUAUCUAAUUCAAACUCUGCACUGGUUUAAUUCAGUUCAAAGUAAUUUAAAGUAAAUUAAGAAUAGUGUUUUAAACUGAGUAUAACCCUAUCGUUGUUUCUGUUUGAAUACACAUUGUAUUUUUAUUGUUUUUUCAAAUCCAUUUUUUUUCUGUUGAACAUGUAUUAGAACAAUAUACUGAUAUAUAUAUUUGAUUGUAUAAGUUGCAACUAUGCAUCUAAACUCAGUUAAACAGGGCUAAAUGGGUGCAGUAACCCAUAGCUCGUAUAUGUUCUAUCCAUGUCACUUCUAUGAAGUACAUAUUAAAUAUAGAUUAUUUUAGCCACAAUACUGAAAAUCACCAUUCACAGAUUAUUUUUCAUGUGUAAAAUUUAAACACAAUUUCUUUAUCCAACCUCCCAUUACAAUGGAAUUUGUCAGAAGUGGUGAAUAGUGAGUCUAAAUGUGCCAAAUAAAGUUGAAUGUGUUUGACUGAAACAAAGCCAGUUAGGAAAAAUGGUAUAAAAUGGUCUAACAAAGAUCUCAUCCCCAAACAGAACAGACUGUUACGAUUGAGAUUCUCUCAGUCGGUCUCUCCUGACCGGCUCUGUGUUGUUUUCAUGGGGUGUUUAUGAUGCUGCUUGAAAACUGCAUUUGAAUGUGAAGUACAGUAGUUUUGCCUCCUUGGAAGUCAGUGCUGCUUUAGAUAGAGCUUGUGUGCAGUGAUGCUACCUACAUAGAACUGAUGUUGUACUUGCAAAAGAAAAUAUAGCGCUGCUUGCACUGUGUGUUUAGUGAGUGACCUGACAUCAUUAUUAUAUGCAUAGAAAUAAAUGUGCUUAUAUGUUGCUACUUUCAGUAAUUUUCUAUUUUCAUUUACUGUAACAUGGAUUUUUUGUUGAUGUUACAGUUGUGGAAAAUAAGAACGAGAACAAUAAACUUGCAAAGGUGUUUAAUACAACUUAUUCAUCGAUUGAUAAGAUCAACAGCUAGUAUGAGAUUCAUGUAGAAUUGGUGCUAAUGUAAAAAGAAACACACUUGGGAAUGUCAGGACAGGUUAUUUUAAAGAAAGUAUUUUGAAGGAGGCACAAGAAAGGUUUUAGUGCGUAGAGUUUUCAUUUAAGAGCUUUUCAUCCAAUGCAGACGUCAGCGAUGGUGUGUCAGUUUUCAGCAAUACUGCCGAAUGAAUAGUUGGUUGCCUGAUUAUUUUUUUCUCUCUUAUUUCGUGAAGGAAACAAAAAUGUUAUGACCAUAGGUUGACAAGGACCUAUAGGCUGAGCAUAAUGUAAUAAAAAAAACUCUAUUGUUCCAA